Astyanax mexicanus (Mexican tetra) is the source of this 1900-nucleotide messenger RNA. Its product is annotated as proline-rich protein 5-like. Gene Ontology annotation, biological process: TORC2 signaling. The transcript is spliced from 9 exons. Lineage: Eukaryota; Metazoa; Chordata; Actinopteri; Characiformes; Acestrorhamphidae. The coding region runs from base 123 to 1043 and encodes 306 amino acids. The record is from RefSeq and is a predicted model, not a curated record. Gene Ontology annotation, cellular component: TORC2 complex.
AAUAUAUUAAAUAUAUUAAAUAUAAUUAAAUAAACCAUUAUACCAAGAAAUUGAGGGCCUGAGACUGUGACUGAUUAGGUUCCCUGGUUCUGAUUCUGUAUUAGUUCUUACCUGGACUGAAGAUGAUGAGCUCGGGUCAUAAGCGAGUCCACAGCCUGGGCUCCGUGCCCGUACCCACCAUUUCUCAGCUGCAGGUCGGGUACAGCGGGCAGCAGGACUAUACUGCCAAUGAUAUGAACAGUAUCUACUCUGCAGUCAUCAAGGUGUUUCGAGGGGAGGGGCUGCAGAUGAAUGAACUCUACUCACUAAAUGAAAGGAUCAGAUGGCUUCUAAAAACAGAAAUGGGUUCCUUCAUCAAAGAGUAUUUCCAGAAUCAGCUGUUGAAUAAAGGCCUGGGGUUCAUACUGGAGGAUCUGCAGCAGCACCACAGGGAAAGUCGUCUGUUUGUCUUGGCUGAGGUCUGGCUGCUGUUUUUCUCUGAGAUUCUGCCCUCGCUACAGGCUAUAUUCUACCCCCUGCAGGGUCAGGAGCUGACGGUGAGGCAGAUGGCUCUGCUGGCCUUCAGGGAUCUGGUCCUAAUGCAGCUUCCUCUGGAGGAACUGCUGCCCAACAACUCAUCACUCCUUCCCUCAGCCAUCACACAGAUGCUGCUAAUCCUACAGGGCGUCCAUGAACCCCGGGGUCCCUCAGAGGAAUACUGUCGGCUGGAGAAGAUGCUGGAGACGGUGGUCUCUCCUUACCUGUGGAACUGCAAACAUCAAAGUUCUGCAGAAGAAACCCGAGACUCCAGUCUCCUGAUCCGUCCUGAGAUCCGGAUCACCCAGCACACCUCAGAGAGCUCUCUACUCUCACCUUUACAGGAGCAGGAAGGAGAGGCUCACCCGGAUAGAGGUGCAGGAUUAUGGCGCCACACUGUGGCUAAAGGCUUAUCCACCAUCUCCAACAGAUCCAAGCUUCUCUCCAUUACUGACGGGAUGCAGACGUUCGAGGAAAUCAAAGAACACCACAGCAGAGACAAUUAUCUGGAGAGUCAAAGCUGUUAACACUUUGCACAAGGUCACCGUAACGCUCAUCGCUAUCUUACAGCAAAAGAGCUUCUGAAUAUAUCUACACUGAUGGGCGUGGUGUUCUGGAAAUGAGGUGUGUUCAGGUACAUUUCUGGAGUUUUAUCUUGUUUAUCUUGGUGUUGGAAAACACAGGAGCUCCACUGACUGAAUACAACCUAGACAGAUGCCAACAUUCAUUCAGACGUUCAUCUCUAUCUCGGCACAGCAGUGCACAAGCCCAACUUUUACAUCAACAAUAAACAGAAUAGUAAAUAAAAUAACAUUGCUGUUAUUUCAUCAGGCUGGACAGUGCACUGCUUAUGCACAAAAUUAACCACACCUAUAAUUAAGAAAAUUAAACAUAAACAUGUCUUUUGCACGUUUCAAGAUGUGCAAGGUGUACUUUUCCUGUUGUUACGAUAGCAAAGACACAGUGCACAGCUGCACAGUGCUCUGCUUACUCCCAAAAUUAACCACACCCAUAAUUAAGGGAAUUAGUAUGCCUUUUGCGAAUUUCGAGCUAAACAAGGUGUACUUUUCCCGUCGUUAUGAUAGCAAAGACACACUAACAUGCUCUAAAUCAGGCUGCACAGUGCACUGCUUACGCACAAAAUUACCAACCUCUAAAAAAAGAAAAUUAGACAUAAACAUGUCUUUUGCACGUUUCAAGAUGUGUAAGUGUACUUUUCCCGUCGUUAUGAUAGCAAAGACACACGAACAACAACACGCCCUAAGUCAAGCUGCACGGUGCACAGUACGCAACUCACCUAUAGAUCACUAAAAUAGGACCCUCUGAGUCUGAGGACUUUCACAACACUCAAAGAUUUUUGAUUUUUUUACAACAUACAUUAUUU